Molecule: messenger RNA, 2167 nt
Organism: Pyrgilauda ruficollis (rufous-necked snowfinch)
Lineage: Eukaryota; Metazoa; Chordata; Aves; Passeriformes; Passeridae
Product: multimerin-1-like
Exons: 5
Coding region: 1-1218 (405 amino acids)
Molecular function (GO): protein binding; extracellular matrix constituent conferring elasticity; calcium ion binding
Source: RefSeq, a predicted model, not a curated record
AUGGCCGCCUACCCCGUCCGGCGGCUCCGCUGGGAGCGGAACCAGGCUCGGCUGAGGGCCAUCGUGGGGGAGCAGGAUACCGAGGAAUGGGAGAAGGACCCGCAGUUCUCCGGGCUGCAGAGAGUGGGAGGUGUGGAUUUAUCCUGCAUCAAGGGGGACGAGAGCCGUGCCUCCCUGGUUGUGCUCAGCUACCCGGCUCUCGAGGAACCCCCGGCCCGGCCGUGCCCGGCCGCGGGGCUGUGGGGCAGCGGCAGGUGGGGUGCUUCCAUCAGGUACAUCAUUCCACUUGUGAACAAGACUGCUCAUGAGGCCUGGGGGCUGUGCCAGGCCACCAACAACAACAUCCAGAAAGUGAACGCAAGCAUACCUGUGCUAAUUAAAUUGGCUCAGCCAGACAUCCCCCUGCUGCAGAGAGGCCUCAAGGAGCUCGUUGAAUCGCUGCUUGAAGUAAAAGCAGGGACUAUUUUGACAAAUUUAACCCAGCAUGUUGACAUAUCCAUGGUAAAUGCAAUGAACAACAUCACCAAACUUCAGAAGCAGCCAAAACCAGUGAUAAAAAAGCCCUCCCCAGCAAAAAAAGUGGCAGGAAAUGCCACCAUGAGCCUGGCAAGCCGAAGCCAGAGAAACACGGAUAAUGCAAUAGAUCCAGGGCAGUUUUCAGCGUGUGCCAGCUCCCCGUGCCAGAAUGGAGGAACCUGUGUCAAUGACAGACAGAGUUUUGUCUGCGCCUGUCGCCACCCCUUUGGAGGAGUCAACUGCAGUGUGAAGCUGCUGAACGACAACUCCCUGAGUGUUGAUUUCUCAAAAGGAUCCUACAGAUAUGCACCUAUGGUGGCUUUUUUUGCUUCUCAUACAUAUGGAAUGACAACUCCAGGACCCAUCAGAUUUAACAAUCUGGACGUCAACUACGGUGCCUCAUUUGCCCCAGCAACUGGGAAGUUCCAUGUUCCAUACCUGGGGGUCUAUGUUUUUGAAUACACCAUUGAAUCAUUCAGCCCCCGUGCCUCUGGCUAUCUGGUCAUUGAUGGAAUAGACAAACUCACGUUCCAGGCUGAAAAUAUUAAUAACAGCAAGUACACCGACAGAGUAAUUACUGGAAAUGCUUUAUUAGAGUUAAAUUACGGUCAGGAAGUCUGGCUCAGACUGGCAACUGGCUCAAUACCAGCCAAGUAUCCACCUGUAACUACAUUCAGUGGUUACUUGUUGUAUCGUACCUAAGUCAGUCCUAAAUGGGAGCUGUUAGUCAGAUGAAGCAACCUGCAGGUGAAUUUAGCUUUGCAUUUAAAUACUUUGCUUCUUUAAGGGCACUAAGCUUCCCAAGGUAGUGGCUGAUCCUCCAAGAUGUUCUUUGGUUGUAGCCAUGUGCACAACCCCAAGGAGUCCACAGGUUGGAGAUGGGGGAAAACAAGGCAUCUUCCUCAUAUUAAUAUGACUGGGAAGCACAAAUCUAAUGCUGUUCUGCUGCUACAUUGCAUAGACAUACUUAGACGAAAUUGCUGAGACUCACUUCUCAAGAGAAAGCUCAAUUUGAUCAUUUCUUUACACCCUGACUGCAAAUCAAAAGUGAUGGAUAGAUUUUGAUGACGCAGAUGCUGGGUUACUGCUUAGCCCAUUCUAUCAAUUGAUAGUCGUGUGUAUAUAUUCUGUUUGGAAAAAAAGAUAUUUCUUCUUCAUUUUGCCUACAAUUAUUCACUGCAUACUUUGAUAUGGCAGUAUUUAAUUGAUUCAUGAUUUUUUUGAAAUGUAACCAGUAUGCUGAUAAACUGGGCUUUUUUGGAUGUGGCAGCAAAAAACCCCCAGAGGAAUGCAUUCAGAUUAGAAAUAAGGUAUUUUUAGCAUUUACAUUAGUCAUAGGAUAAACACCAUAAUGGAUUUGGUGGAUUCUCUCUGCUACCUGAAAUAUUUAAACCACAGCUGGAUGUUGUUUGGGUGAUAUGUUAUAAGCAAACAUUGUUAGAUUGCCUUCACACAGAUUUUAGCAUUUGACCUAUAAAGUACACAAGAUUAAAUUAUAUAACCAAAGUAUUUUCUGAGUUUGAGUUCUAUAAAUCUAUUAUAUUGUUUGUUUCUGCAUUAUAUUCACUAACUACUGAAGCAAGAUGAAAUUAACUUCAGUCUGCAUGUGAUUUUUCAAGCACCAAUCCAAUAAAGAAAUAUUUUUAAUUGA